Messenger RNA from Hippopotamus amphibius kiboko, 1482 nucleotides. RefSeq names its product leukotriene C4 synthase (gene LTC4S). Bases 11 to 463 code for a protein of 150 amino acids. Gene Ontology annotation, cellular component: endoplasmic reticulum; nuclear envelope; membrane. The record is from RefSeq and is a predicted model, not a curated record. The transcript is spliced from 5 exons. Lineage: Eukaryota; Metazoa; Chordata; Mammalia; Artiodactyla; Hippopotamidae. Gene Ontology annotation, molecular function: leukotriene-C4 synthase activity; glutathione transferase activity; glutathione peroxidase activity. Gene Ontology annotation, biological process: leukotriene biosynthetic process.
CACCGGCACCAUGAAGGACGAGGUGGCUCUUCUGGCCACUGUCACCCUCCUGGGAGUCCUGCUGCAAGCCUACUUCUCCCUGCAGGUGAUCUCAGCGCGCAGGGCCUUCCGCGUGUCGCCGCCGCUCACCACCGGCCCGCCGGAAUUCGAGCGCAUCUACCGAGCCCAAGUGAACUGCAGCGAGUACUUCCCGCUGUUCCUCGCCGCGCUCUGGGUCGCCGGCAUCUUCUUUCACGAAGGUGCGGCGGCGCUGUGUGGCCUGGUCUACCUGUUCGCGCGCCUCCGCUACUUCCAGGGCUACGCGCGCUCUGCGCAGCAGAGGCUGGACCCGCUGUACGCGAGCGCGCGUGCUCUCUGGCUUCUGGUUGCGCUGGCGGCGCUCGGCCUGCUCGCCCACUUCUUUCCCGCCGCGCUGCGCGCCGCGCUCCUUGGACAGCUCCAGAAACUGCUGCAGAAGGCCUGAGACGGAGGACGCCGGGUGGGCGGAGCUGGAGUUGGGCCGGAGCCUCCCAGAGGACGGGGGAGGGUGCUCGCCCCCAUCCCAGCCUCUCAUUAAAGCACCCAUGACAGGACCCCGAGUGCACAAUCUCACAAUCUGGGUGGGAGCGGGUCGCGCGCUGCGGAUUGUAGAGCCCGGAGGGGCUUAGCUUCGGGCCCCAGCCGUCGCGUGGGCUGCCGGGCGGCGGCUUCUCCCGGGCAGGGGCUCGAUCGGCUCCGGGGUCCGGUCCUCUGCCGCCCUGCUCCCAGACGCUGGAGUCACACCCCGGGCCCGCGGGCGCCCUUUCCCGCCGGGGCUCGCCCCACAGCUCCUCCUCCCUGUGGUCAGCGCUUUCUUCGCCUGUCCCCCUCCUACAAGGCCUGCCUCUCCCCUGACCCUCAGCCGCCCUAUUCCUCCUACCCUGGGUUUCACAGCCAACAUGCGGGGCUUUUCUGGGUCGGUACUCGGUCAGCAUGGGUGUUCAGGGCAAACUGUCGCGGCCCGCGGAACGGUAGGAACGACGGCGAGUGUAAUCAGUGCAGUUGUCAUAGGCGCUCUCCAGUAAACAUCGGAGUGUCUAGGGGGACCAAGAUCCGGGCAAGGCCUGCCCGCCAGGAAGUCCCUAAAAGGGUGACUUUCAGCUGAGCAGGCAGAAGAGAGGAGCUUUCAAAGCAGGGCAAAAGCAAAGGCCCUGAGAUGGAUGAGAGACCCUAAAAUGAGGCAGGGACCGGAGGCAGGAGCAGGGCCUCGGAGGCGGUGGACAAGGGCGGGACUGAGACGCACAAGGGCGGACAAGGAGCUGGGGGCAUGCCUUUGGUGAGAGGUGGCUGCAGGUACUUGGGGAGGGAUGAGGGGCGCCAGGAGGCGCGCACAGGGGAGGGUCAUCACGGAAGUGGGGGUGGUUUGGGGGCCUGGACCCAGAUUCUGCACCAGCUCCACCAGCCAGUUACUGACGGGGCGGCCGGGACCCUCCCAGAGACUGGGGGCAAGGUUGUGCGGACGUG